CUUGAUUACCAACGCCCUUUUACAGACAGCCCUCUAUCCGUAGCUUGGAGAACUACGCGAGAGAAGCGAUAAGUGAAGGGCUUUUAAACACUCUUUGUUUCUCUCUUUCCUGCUUCCUACACACUUAUCACUUUCAUCUUUACUCUGUCUGGAUUACCGCUCUCUAAACAAAAUGGCUGAUGCGGGUUACACUCCUCUGUAUCCGGUUCCCGAUGGGCUUCCCGACGCCGAGAUCCGGACUUUUAUCACCAACUUUUUCAAGAUUUCCGAUAGACCAGAGUUGAACGAGAAGUGGCUCCAACAGUUUACCGAGGAUGCGCGUGUAGCUAUUGGGCCUGGUAAGGCCAAUGGACAAGAAGAGCUUCGCACAAUGCGCGAGGGAAUGUGGUCCGUCGUGGCAGAGCGAAAGCACACAGUCACCAAAGUGUUCCCGGGGCGGUUCAACAACAACGAAGACAGCAAGGGGGCCGAGCUGAUGCUGCACGGCGACGUGGCGUACAAGACCAAGGACGGCAACUCGAGCACCGUCCCAUGGGCAGGACAUGCGAUUCUAAGAAAGGUGCAGGCUGAGGGCGGAGAGGAGGUGUGGAAGCUGUCAGAGUACCGGGUAUAUCUGCUCAAGUAGAGACUUUGGAGAGAGAGAGAGUUGGAGAGGUACAGCAGCAUGUUACAAUAUACUAGACCACAAACCACCAAUAUAAUUGAUCAGUUUCCAUGUUUGUGUAAAACGAAUAUAAAUAGCAAUUUGCUGCUGGCA
Molecule: messenger RNA, 757 nt
Organism: Trichoderma harzianum CBS 226.95
Lineage: Eukaryota; Fungi; Ascomycota; Sordariomycetes; Hypocreales; Hypocreaceae
Exons: 2
Coding region: 173-625 (150 amino acids)
Source: RefSeq, a predicted model, not a curated record